AUGGAUCAAGCAGUAUACGAAAAUCUUUCACACGCACUUUCUUCAAACCAAAGCGUACGAUUAACAGCAGAAGCAAGGCUAAAAGAGUUGGAAAAACUUCCAGCAGCAAUUAAUCUGAAAAAUUAUGUCGAAAAGCAUUGGUCGCCUUUGACUGAUAAAUUCAUAGGUCCAGAGCCAGAUUUUGAGAUAAAAGCUGUUGUACGCGAAUUAGCAUUUAAUGGAUUAUCCGAUCCUUCAAGUAAAAUUCGCGUCGCUUCGGCUUACGUUAUAUCAAAGAUUGCUAGCAACGAUUGGCCUGAUCAUUGGCCGGAUCUUUUGGAUUUAUUGAUAUCACAAUUAAAGUCUGGUUCUCCAGAUCAGAUCCAUGGUUCUAUGAGGGUCCUUAAUGAAUUUUUUAAACACGAUAUUACGGAACAACAAUUUUCUCAAGUAACUCCAUUAUUGUUGCCAGAACUUUCGAAAAUUUUGCAAUCUGAAGGGAUUCAUUCUUACAGAACUCGUGGACGUGCAAUUGCGAUAUUUAAACAAUGCAUAGAAAUAUUGGUUAUGCUUAAAGAAGAACACCCGGAAGCAAUCGAGCCUUUUCUAAAGCCUAUGUUACCCGAAUGGUAA
Funneliformis caledonium is the source of this 612-nucleotide messenger RNA. The record is from the annotation of a GenBank genome assembly. Lineage: Eukaryota; Fungi; Glomeromycota; Glomeromycetes; Glomerales; Glomeraceae.